Labrus mixtus (cuckoo wrasse) is the source of this 4483-nucleotide messenger RNA. RefSeq names its product collagen, type XXI, alpha 1 (gene col21a1). The record is from RefSeq and is a predicted model, not a curated record. Bases 361 to 3240 code for a protein of 959 amino acids. The transcript is spliced from 29 exons. NCBI's taxonomy places the organism in Eukaryota, Metazoa, Chordata, Actinopteri, Labriformes, Labridae.
UUGGACUGUCAGAGAUGGGACGUCUGCUUCACUAUUUCAUGCUCUCCUUAUCUGCUUCUCUUUCCACCCAUGGUAAUUGAGGGUGGCUACAGGCCAGUAAAAGUCCGGAGUGAGGGGUUGGGGGGGUGUGGAGAGGAAGAAGGACAGGAACAGAGGAGACGGAGAGAGAGAGAGAGCUGCUGGAAAGGGCAGGCUUUCAUUCAGCAGAGAAACAUGUGCGCUUCUCCCCAAAUUCACUUUAUGUAAACCCAGGGCUGUGAACAGUAUUGAUCCCUGGCACUCAAUGAGAGGACUAACGGGAAUCCAAACAAGGGCUUGGACGCUUACCGGUGCACAAUUGGAACUUGGUACCGCUGCAUAAUGGGUUACAAAGCGCCAUCCAUGCAAUGUGUCUUAAGAUGUCUAUGCUUCAUGCUUCUCCAUUUGUUUAGUGCAGCUCAAGAUGAAGACCUAAGAAGUUGUAGGACUGCGCCGUGUGAUUUGGUCUUUAUUUUAGACGGCUCAUGGAGUGUCGAAGAUGUCAAUUUUGAACUAGUUAGACGAUGGCUCGUCAACAUAACAACAAGCUUCAACAUUGGACAGAAGUUUACCCAGGUUGGAGUCGUCCAGUACAGCGAUGACCCCGUUUUAGAGAUACCUCUGGGGAAGUACAAUUCUAACAAAGACCUCCUCAAAGCCAUGGAGUCCAUCGAGUACAUGGGGGGAAACACAAGGACAGGGACAGCCAUUAAGUUUGCCACAGACAAACUGUUUGGCCUUUCUGAGCGUGGCCCAUCAGGCAUUUCCAGAAUCGCUGUUGUCCUCACAGACGGAAAGUCGCAAGAUGAGGUUUUGAAAGCAGCCGAGGCAGCAAGAAAAAAAGGAGUAAUUAUGUUUGCAAUCGGUGUUGGGUCGGAGACAGAAACAGCUGAGUUGAGAGACAUUGCAAACAAGCCGGCUUCAACUUACGUGUUCUCAGUUGAGGACUACAAAUCUAUUUCCAGGAUUAUUCAGGUCAUACGACAAAAACUGUGUGAAGAGACUGUUUGUCCAGCAAGAAUUCCUAUAGAUUCCCGUGAAGAAAAGGGCUUUGACCUUCUGUUACGUUUAAAUUUGGCUAAAAAAGCAAAGAAGACAAAAGGAGCCUUUUACGGCUCUAAGGCCUACGAAGUCACAUCUCGCCUGGACUUGAGUGAAGCUACACGGAACCUCUUUCCAGAUGGGCUGCCACCGUCAUACGUUUUUGUUGCCACAAUGAGGUAUAAAGGAUCAGUGACGAUGGAGGACUGGGAUUUAUGGAGAAUACAGACACGGGAUGGGAGACCUCAGAUGGCAGUGACUCUGAACGGACUGGACCGCACCGUCAUGUUCACGACAACAAGCACAGCACCAAGUGGAAUUCAGACGGUUACAUUUUCCCAACAAACAACAAGGCUGUUUGAUGAGGCAUGGCACCAGAUGAGGCUGCUGGUCACUGAGGAGGAUGUGACUCUUUAUGUUGAUGACCUGGAAAUCGAGUCCCUAUCCUUGGAGCCCCCAGUUGGCAUUUUCAUCAAUGGAAAAACCCAAGUUGGAAAAUAUGUCCGAAAGGAAACAACAGUGCCAUUUGAAAUUCAGAAACUUCGCAUCUACUGUGACCCGGAGCAGAACACCCGAGAGACGGCGUGUGAAAUACCUGGAGUUUGCUCCAACAGCCCUGACUACGCUGAACCAACUCUCGAGCCUUGUGUUUGUCCUCCUGGACCCCCCGGACUUCCAGGAAUAAAGGGAGACGAAGGAAACAUUGGCAAAUCGGGUCAGCCUGGACCUGCUGGUGCUGAUGGUAAGCCUGGUAACCCUGGAACUAGAGGGAGUCCAGGGCUGCCAGGCCCACCAGGAGUGGAGGGAAAACGUGGGCCAGAUGGGAACAAAGGCGAGCAAGGGAGGCCUGGUGUUUCGGGUGAGAGGGGUGUUCCUGGAUUACAAGGAUCGCCUGGAAAACCUGGAGAGAAGGGCUCAAUAGGAUCCACGGGAAUUUCAGGGCUACCGGGAACAGCAGGGCCAAUGGGUGAAAAGGGGACUAUGGGACCUGCUGGGCCCUCCGGUUACCCAGGAGAACCUGGUCUACCCGGGAGGGAUGGAAAAGAUGGAUUUCCAGGGAGACCUGGUGAAAAGGGAGAAACUGGGACCAGUGGCAUUCCUGGUGUGGAUGGACGGGAAGGCCAUCCCGGUAUGCCUGGAUUGCCAGGGAUUGCCGGUCUGGAUGGAGCAAAGGGGGAAUCCGGAUUACCUGGUCUGAGGGGCUUCACAGGAUCAUCUGGACCACCUGGUGAGGUUGGUUUACCUGGCACACCUGGGUUAAAAGGACAAACCGGACCUAAGGGGAAUAAGGGCGAAGGUGGAAUUCCAGGCACACAAGGGACACCAGGACCUGUGGGGAGUGCAGGAGAACCAGGGAGAGAAGGUCAGCCGGGGCACCCAGGCAUGCCAGGCCUGAAGGGCGGCAAGGGACAAAGAGGAAGUCAAGGUGAAAGAGGAGAGACGGGAAUGAAAGGUGAAAAAGGAGUGAAUGGUCGACCAGGGGAACAUGGCUCGACCGGGCCAACAGGACUAAAAGGAGAGAAAGGGACAACAGGGGAUCCGGGGCAGAGAGGUCAAGAAGGUCAAGUGGGACGACCUGGACAGUCUGGUCACUCAGGCCCACCUGGCGCCCGAGGGCUGCAGGGGGACACUGGUACCCCGGGCCCACCUGGACCUGAAGGACGAUCUGCAAGUCAAAUGUCGGACAGUCACAUACGCCAGAUCUGCAGAGAGAUUCUUCAGUCUGAGCUACCUUUAUUGUUGCUGAGCAACCAGCAGGGUACCUGUACAAGAUGUCAAAGUCGACCUGGAUCUCCUGGUCCUCCAGGUCAAACUGGGCCCCAGGGACUCAGGGGUUUUCCUGGACUUAGUGGUUCCAGGGGACAGCCAGGCUUCCCUGGUCGGCCUGGGCACCGUGGAAUUAACGGUCUGAAAGGGGAACCAGGUUUGGAAGGUGAGAGAGGGAGUCCUGGUCGAUCCACCAUUGGAGACCAAGGGCCACCUGGGCCCCCAGGUCCAAUGGGUCCCCAGGGGUACGGUAAGCCAGGUCCUCCAGGUAAACCUGGGUCUCCUGGUAUAAGCGGAGCAGAGGGCAAAAGUGGAAAUCCUGGCAUCCCCGGUCAGCCUGGGGUCUGCGAUCCAUCCAUGUGCUAUGGUAGCAUGAUGAGGAGGGAUGCUUACAGCAAAGGGCCAAACUAUUGAUGUAAUGCAUCGUUUCAAGCUGUCAUGGAACAAACAGACAUUCUCAGGAAGAUCUCAUCUUAAUAGUUUUACUCUGUCGUGGCAAUAAAAACAGACCUCCUCCAACAACAUGUGUGUGAUCUCAGACAGUCAACAGAUCCAGAUCCCUUCAUACUUUCAUUGGUAUUUUGUAUUAUUUACAUGUCGUUUUUUAAAUGCUUUGUGCUUUUUUAAAGGUGUUACGAUACUUUAGAAUAGGCUCCAUUGGAUCCCUCUCAUCUGAACACCUGAAACUCAUGAACUAUAUGUAUGUCUGGAUUUUUCUUUGGCCAGAGUUGCUGGUACAAAUUUCCCAUAUUGUCCCCUGAUGUUUCUUUUUUUGCAUGUUACUCCUUAUAUUUUCUAUGCACAUUAAUUAGGUGCAGGUCCGUUAGAAACAUGACUUCUCUCUUUCUAGGUGAAUUAUAUCACCAAUAGGUAACGUGUGGAAUUUGCACGUUUUACCAUAAGACUGUAAGUCUUGUUUCAUGUAGCUGAUAAUGAGCUGCUGUAGGCCUGAGUUUCUAUAGCAGUGGUUCAAACAUUUUUUUUUUUCCUUUGAGUCGCCCCCUCCUCCUACUUGUAUCUAAGAAAAGCUGAGCCCCCCCCUCCCCCCGAGGACCCACAUGAAAAGAGGGAUACAUUGCUGUCAAAAAUUAACUUCAAGUUUUAAUUGUUUUAAUUGAUAGAAUUGGCCAACACACACUUCGUAUUACUAAAAGACCUCUGUAUUAACUUUGCAGUAAGUGUGUCAUGAUUUUUAGUGAAUAUGUGCAAAUCUUUUUUUUUUACAACCUCAGAGAAAACUAGACUUUGCGCCCCCUCUGAGAUUUGGUUGGGAACCAAUCUUCUAUGGCAUUCAGUUGAAUCUAAAGUACCUAUCUCAUAUGACAACAGCAAAUACUUUAUAUCAUGAAUGAAUCCUUCACAUUAAACAUUAAUUUUAACAACAUUGUAUUCCACUUUCAAAAUGAUGUUUCUUGAUUGAAGAAAAUGCUUCUUAUUUUUUUGGAACAAUUAUGUCAACAGUGUCCUUGAGGCUUCCCUCUCAUUACUGUAGCAGGUAUUUUAUUGUUAUUUAUAAGAAAAAGAAAAAAAAGGUUAAGGCUGUCUAUUUCAACAACGAUGUGUCUUUAACAGCUUUAGUAUUUUUUUGUUUACCUUUUUGUAAAAAUGACUUUUGUAUGGAUCUUUUUUUUUUAAGAAUAAAAAUAUCUUAAAGAUU